GCUAGUGUAGUAUUAGUAUUAAGUGGAAACUUUGGAAACAGCUAUAUAACUUUUUUCCCUUUUCUCCAUGAUUCAUUGAUUAUUUGUGAAAAAUAUGCAGAGCCGACGUGAGCUUCACGCGCCACCGUAACCAUAAAGAAGAUACCUGAAGGAGAAGAAGAAACAAACAAGCCAUGGGAUGUGCAGCCUCCAAGCUCGAUAACGAAGAUUCUGUACGCCGGUGUAAGGAUCGCCGCCGUCUGAUGAAAGAAGCUGUCUUCGCUCGUCAUCAUCUCGCCGCCGCUCACGCCGAUUACUGCCGCUCCCUUCGUUUCACUGGAUCUGCUCUCUCCUCAUUCGCCGCCGGUGAGCCUCUUUCUGUUUCGGAUCAGACUCCGGCGGUUUUCCUCCAUCCUCCUCCACCUCCUCUUUCUGAACAAUCUCCGGCUAAAUUAGUCCCUCCACGUUUUCCUCCGUCGCCUCCUCCAAUGUCUCCCUCUGUUGCUAGUACCAAGCAGUCUUCAGUCAGUUCCGUCUCUUCAAAUCGACGAAGGAAACAGCCACCCAAACCUAAGCUGCCUCAUAUACUCUCGGAGUCUAGUCCUUCGUCUUCUCCGAGAAGCGAGAGAUCCAAUUUCAUGCCCAAUUUUUAUCCCGGAGCUUAUCAGAACUCUACUUACUCCGCUACUCCUUCUCAUGCCUCCUCCGUCUGGAACUGGGAAAAUUUCUACCCUCCUUCUCCUCCAGAUUCCGAAUUCUUCAAUCGGAAGGCUCAAGAGAAGAAACAGAACUCCGAUCAUCGCUAUAACCAUGAGGAUACUGAAACAGAGAGGUCAGAGUAUGAUUUCUUCGACACGAGUAAGCAAAAGCAGAAGCAGUUCGAAUCAAUGAGCAAUGCGGUUGAGGAGGAGACGGAGACAGAGAGAGAAGAAGUACAUUGUAGUGAAUGGGAGGAUCACGAUCAUUACAGCACCACGAGUUCCGAGGAAGAAGAAGAUGACGAUAGAGAGUCAAUUUCUGAAAUCGGGACACGCUCCGACCUUGGAUCUACGGUGAGAACUAAUUCGAUGAGACCGCAUCAUCAGCAACCUUCGCCAAUGCCGCGAGAAUACGGCGGCGCUGAACAAGGAAAAUAUGACAAAGCAGAUGAUGCGACGAUGUCUCCUGGUAGCUAUAGAGGCGGAGGAGAGAUCACUGACAUGAAGAUGGUGGUAAGGCAUAGGGAUUUGAAAGAAAUCGUGGAUGCGAUUAAGGAGAAUUUUGACAAAGCGGCCUCGGCUGGCGAUCAAGUGUCUCAGAUGCUUGAGCUCGGCCGAGCUGAGCUCGAUCGCAGUUUCAGCCAGUUGAAGAAAACGGUGAUUCAUUCGAGUAGCAUAUUAAGCAACUUGAGCUCAACAUGGACAUCGAAGCCACCAUUGGCAGUCAAGUACAGGCUAGACACGACGGCGCUGGAUCAACCCAGCAGUUCUAAGAGCCUUUGUUCCACUCUUGACCGUCUCUUGGCAUGGGAGAAGAAGCUCUAUGAAGAAAUUAAGGCUAGAGAAGGAUUCAAGAUUGAACAUGAGAAGAAGUUAUCACAACUUCAAAGCCAAGAGUAUAAAGGGGAGGAUGAAGCUAAGCUAAACAAGACAAAGGCCUCUAUAACGAGGUUACAGUCAUUGAUAAUUGUUACUUCUCAAGCUGUUACAACCACAUCUACUGCCAUAAUCCGUCUUCGUGAUACCGACCUUGUUCCACAACUCGUUGAGCUCUGUCAUGGCUUUAUGUACAUGUGGAAAUCUAUGCAUCAAUACCAUGAGACUCAGAACAGCAUUGUGGAGCAAGUCCGGGGGCUCAUUAACAGAUCAGGGAAAGGUGAAUCAACCUCUGAGCUACACCGACAAGCAACACGUGACUUGGAAUCAGCUGUCUCUUCUUGGCACACCAAUUUCAGUCGUCUAAUUAAAUUCCAACGUGACUUCAUACACUCGGUCCACACCUGGUUCAAGCUAACCCUUCUCCCAGUUUGCCAAGAAGACGCCAAUAGUAAUCACAAAGAGCCACUUGAUGCAUACGCCUUCUGCGAUGAGUGGAAACUCGCUCUAGAUCGUGUUCCCGAUACAGUCGCAUCCGAAGCAAUCAAGAGUUUCAUCAAUGUUGUGCAUGUGAUUUCCGUGAAACAAGCUGAUGAACACAAGAUAAAGAAAAGAACAGAAUCAGCAUCAAAAGAUCUCGAGAAGAAAGCUUCUUCGCUUAGAAACCUAGAGAGGAAAUAUUACCAGUCAUAUUCAAUGGUCGGUGUCGGUUUACCAGAUUCAGGACCUGAUAACCAACACAUGUUAGAUGCUCGAGACCCACUAAGCGAUAAAAAGUCAGAGCUUGCGGUUUGCCAACGAAGAGUUGAGGAAGAGAUGGUGAAAUACUCAAAGGCAAUAGAAGUGACAAGAGCCAUGACUUUAAAUAAUCUGCAGACAGGGUUGCCUGGUGUGUUCCAAUCUUUAACAAGUUUUUCUGCUUUGUUCAUGGAGUCUCUCCAAACGGUAUGCACUCGCUCAUACUCUAUCAAAUAGACAUUAUAUUAUAUUCACACAUAUUUAUUGAUAUUCUUACACAGAGUUAUGUUAACUAUAACAAAGCUUCAACUCUUAAAAUAUUUCGUAUGGCUCUCUCGUCUUUUGUCCUUGAUUA
Messenger RNA from Capsella rubella, 2646 nucleotides. Its product is annotated as nitrate regulatory gene2 protein. The coding region runs from base 174 to 2528 and encodes 784 amino acids. Lineage: Eukaryota; Viridiplantae; Streptophyta; Magnoliopsida; Brassicales; Brassicaceae. The record is from RefSeq and is a predicted model, not a curated record. The transcript is spliced from 4 exons.